AUGUCCGGGAGCACUGAGAUGGCCACAGCAACGGAGAAGCUGCUGGAUACAGUCUGCAGCUUUCCUGCGCUUCUAAACGAGGAAGAUGAGCUUCCCAUUGCAACUCGAGCGCAAGUGGAGGUUGAAUUGCCCUCCCAUGAAGUGAUUCGGGACUUCAGCCUGAAAUAUGGCAUCUCAAUACAGGUCGUCCUUGAAACUGUCUGGGCAAUUGCCUUGAAGACAUUCACUGGAGAUGAGAAUAUCUGUCUGGCCUCCCUGUCUCAGGAGGGAUCGGAUCUCAUCACGGCAGCUGUAGAGGAUGAUUCCACUCUCAUCGAUGUGUUGGGAGUGAUCUCGAAGAAUAAGAAACACUUUCAGGAUGGAUAUGCCCCGUCGGACCUCUCCUGCAAUUCCGGGGUCUGCUUUGUCGAAUCUACAGAACAGAUAGUUUCGAAUUUCGACCAGUUUGACGUGCUACUUCAUGCGGUGAUAGACCAGAGCCAAUGGCGUCUAUCCUUGUGGUAUCAAACUAGCCAUCUGGCCCAUCCCUACGCCACGAUCGUGGCCGCGACAGUCAGUCAAAUUCUCGGCGAGAUUCUGGCUGAUCCGUCACGUCCCCUUUCUCAGAUCAACCUUGUCCAUCCACAGGUGCGACAUGAGUUGCAAGCCUGGAGUAACAUGACUCCUGCUUCGAUUGAUCGCUGUGUGGGGGAGAUGUUCGAGAAAACGGUGCAGGAGAGGCCACUCCAUACAGCAGUUAACACCUCCGACUUGACGCUCACCUAUCAAGAGUUGGACUUUCGGAGCGCAACCCUAGCUCGGGAGCUUCAAAAACGAGGGGUGGUGCCUGAAGCCAUUGUGGUGCUCUGUUUCCCCAAAUCGGCCUGGGCAGUGGUGGCCAUGAUGGCUGUCAUUCGCGCUGGCGGUGCGAUUCUAUUUCUGGAUCCGUCACAUCCUACGGCUCGACACCAAGAAAUUAUCGGCCAGGUUGACACGAAGUGGAUUAUAACCGCACCGGAGUACUCGCAGUUGUGGGAGUGGUUCGAUGGCGAUGUCCUUCUCCUUGAUGAUAACUUCGUGAGCUCCCUUGGCCAAUCGCCAGAUAAUGAAUCCACAAAAGAACAGAAAGUCCAAUGCUCGGCUACUCCAUCGAGUGCAUUGUAUGUUAUUUUUACGUCAGGCAGCACGGGAAAGCCCAAAGGCUGUGUUGUCGAACAUCGACAGUUUCUCACAGGGUCACUUGCCCAGCAGAAAGCGUCUAAGAUGACACACGAGGACCGCGUCCUUCAGCUAGCAUCCUUCACUUUCGAUGUCAGCAUCUUGGAGAUUAUCACUUCGCUUAUCUCGGGGGCCUGCGUCUGUAUUCCCAACGACCAGGAACGGGCCAAAGGGCCUGCAGCCUGUAUCCAGCAAUUUGGCGUGACGUGGGCCUUCUUGACGCCAUCCUUGGUCAACCUUAUGGCCCCCGAGAUGGUCCCCACUCUUCAAUUUCUGGUUCUGGGAGGUGAGGCGGUACAGCAAGAGAAUAUCAAUAUCUGGGCGCCCCAUGUCCGUUUAGCCAACGGAUAUGGGCCGACCGAAUGUUCUAUCGCGGCGACAGCCCACCCGGGGCUUUCGUUGAAGACGAGUCCCUCGAAUAUCGGCCAUCCGCUGGGUGGUUGCUGUUGGAUUGUGGACAAAGACAAUCACAACCGACUCUUGCCAAUUGGUGCACCAGGUGAGCUGGUUAUCCAGGGCCCAAUUGUUGCUCGAGGAUAUUUGAACGAGCUGGAGAAGACUCGCGCCGUGUUCCUAGAAUCCGUCCAGUGGAUGGAGAGCGGGCCGACGGACACUUCUCGACUGUACAAAACCGGUGAUCUGGCCCGGUUCAAUGCCGACGGCAGCUUAUUUUUCCUGGGACGCAAGGACAGUCAAGUUAAAUUACGAGGCCUGCGAAUUGAACUGGGAGAGAUCGAGCACCGACUGGCAGAUCAUCCGCUGGUGGAACAAGCUGUCGUCGUGCUGGCCAAACAAGGGCCCUGCCAAGGAAAGCUGUGCGCUGUGCUUUCGUUGAAAAGCCUUCGACAGGAUACGGUAUCAUUGGAGCUCGUUGAGGAUGGGAAAUUUGGACUAGCUACAGAGGAAAUCGCCACGGUGGCCGCUGCUCUCUCUCAGCAAUUGCCGAGUUACAUGCAGCCCACAGUCUGGGCACCUGUACAGUGCAUCCCACUCACCGUCUCGGGGAAGCAAAACGGUGUGCUCGUGAGGAAAUGGGUAGCCGACAUGUCUUUGGAGACAUUCGACCUCCUCACCGGUCGAACAGAGGGCGCGGAUUCCGAAAAAGUCCAGCCAUCUACCGACGAAGAAAUAGAGCUGCAGGCACUCUGCAGUGCCAUUCUCGGAUUCGCUAGCCCCGAAGACAUCUGGCUGAAUAAAUCAUUUAUUCAGAAUGGAGGAGACUCUAUCCAGGCAAUGCAGCUGCUGGAUCACCUGCGCCGCAAGCAGUAUGGAGUCGGACUGGAGGAUCUGUUGCAAAGUACGACGUUGAUCGAUCUCGCCCAAAGAAUGGCGAGCAACGAGCGUGUCACUUCGGUCGAGGAAGAGUCAGCCGUGGUCAGCCUGAAUUUGGAGCGGAUCAAGCAGCUCGGAUUCAAUGUUAGCGAUGUAGAGGAUCUAUACCCCGUUUCCUCCGUCCAGCGAGGUAUCCUAUUGUCUCAACAACAGUCACCAGACCGAUACCAGUUACGGAUUACAUGCGAGAUCCUCCCACCUUCUGGUCAGUCUGUGAAGCUAGAACUGCUACGAGAAGCCUGGAAACAGUUGACGAAACGCCAUCCGGCGCUGCGCACCGUCUUUGUUGAAGCUGAAGCGGAGGACGGUCUUUGCGACCAGCUGGUUCUGACCUCAGGUCAUGGAGCCUUCAUGGAAUGGAGCCACAAUGACGAGACCGCUGUCUGGGCUGCCCUGAAUGCCUACAAGCGUGAGGAUGAACCACUCCAACCUCCCGUUGCUUUUAUCGUGUCCCACACCUCUGACGGCAAGGUGUUUGGCACAAUCGAUAUCAGCCACGCCCUGAUCGAUGGUGUUUCCAUUCUGAUUUUGCUACGGGACCUGAGUCAGGCCUAUGCAGGACUGAUGGACAGUCAGAUUGUUCGAUACGCGCCAUAUAUCCAGUAUCUCCAGACCCUUCCAUCAAAUGACUCUCUGGAAUAUUGGACAAAGUAUCUGGACGACGCGUCUCCAUGCCAUUUCCCAGCCUUGAACGAUGAUCUUACUUCGGAAAACCAGCUACAUGAACUCACGAUCAAUAUGGAAGAUGCGGACGCCAUCCAAAAAUUCUGUGCCACACACAACGUCACGCCAGCAACCGUCUUCCAGGCUGCCUGGGCGUUGGUACUCAAGGCAUAUACCGGGCAGGACGAUGUCUGUUUUGGGUAUCUAACCGCCGGACGGGACUUCCCAGUGCCGAAUAUCAGCAACGCAGUUGGCGUUUUUAUCAACAUGAUGACCUACCGCAUGCGUCUUGCAGCAACAGAUACCGUGGCAGAUGUGAUUAAAGAGACUCAAGAGGGAUUUCUCAGGGGUCUCUCACAUCAGCAGUGCUCCAUCGCUGAGAUACAACAUGCCUUGGGUGUAUCCCAGCCCCUUUUCAAUACGAUCAUGUCUCUUCAAAGCGCUUUGGGAGAAGAGAUUGCUGGUGCAGACAUCGACAAGACGAUUAGAUUCCGGGUCGUGAACGAACAGGAUCCGACUGAGUAUAAUAUCUCGGUCAACGUAUUUGUCUCCAAGGUACGUGUUUCUCUCACUCUGCGAUAUUUCACAGAAGUUCUGUCCGAUGGGAUGGCCGCAAAUGUUUUCGACACAUUCCACGAUGUCGUCCAGACUCUAAUCCACAGCUACAAUUCGACGCUUCCCACGCUCACUGUGCUCAGUGAGCGUGACCAGUCACAGAUAGCCAGCUGGAAUCAAACACAGUGGCCAGACGUACAUGCUUGUGUUCAUGACCUGGUCCACCAGCAGGUUCUGAGCCGUCCGUCGGCCACUGCAAUUGAGGCCUGGGACGGUUCAUUCACAUACAAGGAACUCGAUGAGGUGACCACUUCUUUGGCCUGCAUUCUUAGAGAAAAUGGCGUUGGGCCCGAAGUUCUCGUACCCAUAUGCUUCUCCAAGUCCUCCUGGACAGUGAUUGCGCAGCUCUCAACCCUCAAAGCCGGCGGUGCGUGUGUCGCCUUCGAUCCCGAACACCCCCAGAGUCGGCGAGAGGAGAUGCUCCGCCAGUGUGGUGCUACCAUAGCGCUUGUUGGUGAAGGCAAAGAAUCCCUUUUCCAUGGGCUCGUCGACCGUGUCGUCCUCGUCGCACCUGGUUCGAUACCGAAUUUGCCCACCCAACAGCUGAAGGAGGCCCCUUCUGCAUCCCCCAAUAGUCCCGCAUUUGUUGUCUUCACAUCUGGCAGCACGGGGAAACCCAAAGGUAUCGUCCUGGAACACCAUGCUCUCUGCAGUAGUGCCCGAGCGCAUGGCCCUGCCAUGAACUAUGGACCGGAUGCACGGGUUCUGCAAUUCGCCUCCUACACGUUCGAUGUCAGCAUCGGUGAGACAUUCACUUGUCUCAUGAGCGGUGGCACCCUUUGUAUCCCGAACGAGGAUGAGCGGUUGAAUGACCUCGCCGGAGUGAUCAAUCGCAUGAAUACCAACGUCGUGUAUCUGACUCCGUCUGUUGUCAGCCUGUUGCAGCCAUCGCAAGUCCCCGGAGUGCAUACGCUCGCAUUGGGAGGUGAAGCAGUUCGAGAAGAUAAUAUCCUCACAUGGGCUGACCAGACAAAUCUCGUGAAUAUCUACGGUCCGGCGGAAUGUUCGGUAUGGUCAACGGGCCUUACAGGUGUUCCCCGAUCUGCAUCACCUCGCAAUAUCGGUUAUGGUCUCGGUGCUCGCAUGUGGAUCACGCAUGCAGACGACCCAUCUCAGCUGUGCGCCGUCGGCGCCGUCGGUGAGAUACUGAUCGAAGGCCCCAUUGUUGCACGAGGCUAUCUGGGAGAUGAGGCCAAAACAGCUGCCGUGUUUAUCUCCCCGCCCGCAUGGUUGUCCAAGUUCGAUUCCCAUGCAGCUCAACAAUCAAUCAAGCUGUACCGCACUGGAGAUCUCGCGCAUUACAAUUCCGACGGAUCCAUCAAUUUCGUGGGUCGACGAGAUCAUCAGGUGAAGCUGCACGGCCAGCGCGUGGAAAUGGGCGAGAUUGACCACGCUUUGCUCUCCCAUGAGGCUGUGCAGAAUGCCCUCGCCCUGGUUCCGAAACAGGGUGCCCUAAAGGGUAAAUUGGUGGCUGUUAUUUCCUUGAAACGCAAGUCAUCAGUUCCUGCUACGGAUCGGAAGGGAAUGGCAUUGCUGGAGGACGCAGAUAGCGAGGACGUCCAAACAGAUAUUGUCGCAGUUCGACAAAGAGUAUCGUCUCUGCUUCCCGGGUACAUGGUUCCAGCUCACUGGCUCACUGUUCAAACAAUCCCGAUGACACGAAACGGGAAAUCAGAUCGUCCUUCAGUGACUGUAUGGGUUGAACAGCUCUCCGAAGACCCCACAGGUGCAGCAAACCAUCUCGACAGAGGAGACGACGGACCGCAAAGCCCCAUUGAGACCGAGCUCCAGCAUGUCAUAAGUGAAGUGCUUAACCUCUCGUUAGGCCAGGUGGCUAUGGAGCAGAGCUUCCUCGCCUUGGGCGGAGACUCGAUCACCGCCAUGCAAGUGUCCUCUCGGUCCCGAUCUCGAGGUCUGCAAGUGGCCGUGAAGAACAUCCUCAAGGGCAAAAGUAUUCGUGAGAUUGCCAGUCAGGCUACUCUGAGGUCGAAUUUGGAUCAGUCUGGCUUGAACGGCGCGUCAGAUAUCCGUCAAUUCUCUCUCUUGCCAAGGGUGGAGGCCGCCGAUAUUGAUGCCCUGGCAUCCAAGGCAGGUUACAACGGAGCGGUAGCCAUCGAGGAUGCCUAUCCCUGUUCUCCCAUGCAAGAGGGCAUUUUGAUUAGCCAGGCCCAAGCGCCGGAAACAUACAAGUUCUAUGCAGUUUGUUCUAUUCGGAGCACGAAUCCCGCUGAACCUGUCAGCCUGGCCCGUCUUCACAAGGCUUGGACGCGUCUUGUUGCACGCCAUCCCUCUCUCCGAACUUUCUUCGUGGAAGGUCUUGCGCACGAUGGACUGUAUAGCCAAGUCGUGCUCAAGGAACAUACCCCUCAACUGGAGACGGCAAGUGACCUGACGACUCUGUUCCAAUAUCCCGAGGAAUAUCCCCUUGAUUAUCAAAAGUCCUCGCCACCUCACCGACUCAUUGUCCUUCAAGACCAGGAGGGAGCUACCCAUUUCAACCUUGAGAUAAGCCACACGCUUAUUGACGGUGGCUCCAUGGCUAUAAUUCUGCGUGAUCUAGCAAAGGCGUACGAUGGGGAGUUGCAACCUGGACCCCUUUACCGGGACUACAUUGCCAUGCUGCGGAACCAGUCAAUGGAGGAGACGCUACUUUUCUGGACAUCGUAUCUUGAAAAUGUUAAGCCGGUCUUCUUCCCUUCCCUCCUGGAUGCGCCGGCGACAGCAACAAGGAAACUGCAAGCCAUCAACAUCCCAAUUGCCCCAGCGACGGUGCUGGAUCUUCAAACCUUUACCAAGCAGCAUGAAGUCACCCUGGCCAAUGUCUUCCAGAGCGUCUGGGCCCUGGUUCUUCGUGCGUACACGGGUGAAUCGGACAUCGUAUUCGGAUAUCUGUCCUCCGGCCGUGACGUGGAAGGCCUCGAUAUGGACAUGGAUAAUGCCGUGGGUGCAUUCAUCACCAUGCUGGCAUGUAGAGCCCAGAUCGACGACGACCUGACUCUGCUGGACGUAACCCGCCGGAUGCAUGAGGACUUCAUUAACUCUCUUCCGUAUCAGCAAACAUCCCUGGCGCAGGUGCAGCAUGCGUUGAAGCUCUCUGGCGAGCGCCUGUUCAACAGCAUCCUUUCUUUGCAACGGCCAAUGGUUGACUCCAACAACGAGAGCAGCAUCGCCAUUGAGUACCUCGGCGGUAGCGAUCCCACUGAGUAUGAUCUGGGCGUGAGCAUCACUGUUAGCGAUACCGCAAUUGAAGUUUCUAUCAAUUACUGGAGCACAUUCAUGGAGUCAGAACAGGCAGAUAUGCUGGCUUCUACAUUCACAAAUAUUCUGUCCAAAUUGAUCGACGCGCCAACCAAGGCAAUCGAGCAGGUGGAUCUCCUUGGCCAGAAACAUAUGGAGUACAUUCUCGAUGUGAACCAUAACGGCCAGGUCCCUGAAACAGUUAACGAUUGCAUUCAUACUCGUAUCCAUCGGCGGGCACUGACACAUCCCGACGCCCCGGCCAUUCAUUCCUGGGAUGCUUCUCUAUCCUACGGGGAACUCGACAAGCUGUCUUCUCGCCUCGCGGGUGCUAUUAUCAGUCUUGGAGUGACUGUGGAAGAUGCAGUUCCUCUGUGCUUUGACAAGUCGGCCUGGGCCAUGGUCUCGAUGCUGGCGGUGCUGAAAGCCGGAGCUGCUUAUGUGUCUAUGAAUCCUUCCCAUCCGACUCAGCAUCUGGCCAGCAUCAUUGCCCAGACGAAAGCUCGUAUAGUUCUCGUGGGGUCAUCGGCGUACAGUGACAAAGUCAAAUCGUUGGUUGAUAAUGUCCUCGUUGUUGAUCCCGCCCUGUUUCAUACGUUACCCGAGCCAAACCAGGCCAUCUUCCCUCCUGUAUCUUCCAGCAACGCUGCCAUGAUCAACUUCACCUCUGGAAGUACGGGCAAGCCCAAAGGAAUCGUCGUUUUACAUAAAGGAUUGUGUUCUCUCACCAUACAUAACGAAGAUAUGCAACUCGAUCACUCUUCCCGGGUACUGCAGUUCUCUGCCUAUACCUUUGACACCAGCAAUAGUGAGAUGUUUUUCACUCUCUGUAGGGGCGGCUGUGUUUGUGUGCCGUCCGAUGAUGACCGGCUCAAUGAUCUGGCGGGAGCCAUCAACCGAUUUCAAGUGACAUAUGCAUACUUGACGCCAUCGGUCGCUCUGACUCUGUCUCCAGAGUCCGUGCCCACCUUGAAGACCCUGGCGCUCGUGGGUGAGGCUGUCCCAGCUGAUCUUGCUCGCAAAUGGCAGGACAGGCUACAUCUCAUUAACAGCUAUGGUCCGGCCGAAUGCACCAUCAUGUCCUCUUUCAAUGUCAUUCGCGAGGGGGUUGCGGCAGCAAAUAUUGGCAAGGCACAUGGAUGUCUCUUCUGGGUGACUGAGCCCGAAGACAGCCAGCGUCUGGUGCCGGUGGGUCGUGUUGGAGAGUUACUCAUCGAGGGUCCUCUGGUGACGCGAGGCUAUCUAGACCCAGAACUCACAACGAAGGUGUUCAUUCAACCACCUCGCUGGCGAGGCCCGACCUUGCACGGAACCAGGCUCUAUAAAACGGGAGAUCUAGUCCGCUAUGCUGCUGAUGGAAGCCUCGUCUAUGUGGGCCGAAAGGACAGCCAGAUCAAGCUCAACGGCCAGCGAGUGGAGAUGGGAGAAGUGGAAAAAACAAUUGCUAGUGACUCGUUGGUGCAGCAGUGUGUGAUCUUGCUCCCGAAGCAGGGUCCUUCCAAAAAGAAGCUCGUUGCUGUGGUUGUGCUCGAGGAAUUCCUCGACGAUGAGUGCCAGGAAAUCACUCCCAUAGUCAAUCCAACGGAUAAGUCCAGAGCCAUCAGCCAGGUUGAUAGUAUUCGAGAGCGACUGGCCUCGGUUCUCCCCAGCUACAUGAUUCCAUCGGUAUGGCUCGUCUGUCUGAAGUUCCCAUAUACCCCCUCGAGAAAGGUCGAUCGUCCCCGAAUCUCGCAGUGGGUGGAAAAGAUGGAUCAUGAAACAUACGUCCAGGCUGCAGCUGAAGAGCAGAUCGAGACCAGCGAGUCGAUUGACGAUACUCCUUCUGAGGCUAACACAGCCGCUCAACUGAGGAAUAUCGUUGCCCGAGUGCUGAACAUUUCUUCUUCGCAAGCCUCUCUCAGCCGAUCCUUCCUCAGCCUCGGUGGUGAUUCAAUCACCGCAAUGCAGCUUGUGGUACAAUGUCGCAACGAAGGGCUGCAGAUUUUGUUCAAGGACGUCAUGAGGAGCACUAGCAUCGCGGCCCUGGCACAGUGUGCAGAGAAUGUCGACUCUCGCCGGUCGUCAGAUCGUGCCGCAGAGCAGUGGGAUACGCCGUUUGGUCUGUCUCCCAUCCAACAGCUCUACUUCCAGGAGAUCUCGCAGGGGGCCACUGACGCUGCGGCAAAUCAAUUCAACCAAUCCUUCCUCCUGCGUCUGACUCAGGAUGUGUCCAUCGACCAGCUGCGAUCUGCGUUGGACCGCAUCAUGCAGCGUCACUCGAUGCUACGCGCCCGAUUCCGCAAGUCGCAUCGGGGAGAAUGGACGCAGAUCAUCCCCAGCCAGGUCUCUGGAUCUUAUCGAUUCAGAGUACAUACCAUCGAAUCAGAAGACGAGGCCCGAGCUCUGUCUCUGAAGGCCCAAUCGCAACUUGACAUCCAGAACGGCCCUGUCUUUGCUGCCGAAAUAUUUACUGUCGCCGACAAGCCGACCCUACUCUUCCUUGUCGCCCAUCACUUGGUCAUUGACCUGGUGUCGUGGCGUAUUCUCUUCCAGGAGGUAGAGGAUUCCUUGACUGACAAAGCAUCCCUAUCCGAUCUUGCCCCGUUUUCCUUCCAACGGUGGCAGAGACAGCAGGCAGACUACGCAUCCAAGCACCUUAGACCGAAGAUGGUACUGCCGUACAGCAUACCCCCGGCAGACUACGAAUUUUGGGGCAUGAAAGACGUUCCAAACUAUCAGGAGGAGACUGUGCAGCUCUCUGCCACACUGGAUGCGCAUGAUACGGAGCUGUUGCUCUCACAUUCUCACAAGGCCAUGCGAACAGAGCCGUUGGAUAUUCUCAUCGCAGCGCUUCUUUCUUCGUUUAAAGACACUUUCGGUCGUCAACCUCCUGCAAUCUUCAAUGAAGGCCAUGGUCGUCAGCCGGCUGUCAACGGACCGCUCUCGGAUAUUGAUCUCUCGGACUCAGUGGGUUGGUUUACCACCGUCUUCCCCUUCCACGUUCCAGUAGAAGCAAGUGGAAACUCGUUGGAUAUCGUGCGUCAAGUCAAGGAUCAGCGAAAAGAGCUCCCAGCCAACGGGUGGUCAUACUUCACUUCAAAGUAUCACAACGAGGAUGGGACAAGAGAGUUCGCCAACCAUAUGCCGGUCGAGGUUCUAUUCAACUACCUCGGAUUGUACCAGGGGCUCGAGCGAGCUGAUGGUGUGUUCCAGCGUGUUCCAUUCAACGAGGGCGACGUUGGUCCAUCCGUGCGUCGGUAUGCCUUGUUUGAAAUCAAUGUCUAUGUGGUCAACGGGAGUGCUCAUGCUACUAUCGCAUUCAAUCGCAACAUGAAGCAUCAGGAACAGGUCACUGAGUGGCUGUCCCGAUACACAGUGGCCCUGCGGGAAUUGAGCCAGCAGCUCAUGAACACUCAGUAUACCCUCACGCGCAGCGACUAUCCCCUCUUGUCUAUCUCAUACCCCAAAUUGGACCACCUUCACACGCAGCGACUACCGGAACUGGGAUAUCAGAUCGAUUCGAUCGAGGAUAUUUACCCAUGCUCACCCCUCCAAGAAGGCAUUCUUCUGAGCCAGACCCGUAUGCCGGAUGCCUACCUUUAUCAUGCCAUCCUUCGCCUUACUUCGGCUCAAGGCCGACCUGUCGAUCCCCAGCAAUUGAUUUCGUCAUGGCAGCAAGUGGUCGAUCGCCACAGCAUUCUGCGUACCGCGUUCUUAGAGCGCGUCUCCAGCAGGCCAUUUGACCAGAUGGUCCUUGUCGAUCACCAGGCCAAUUCUCUUGUCCUCGGUGGUGUCGGCUCCGAGAAGGAGGCCAUUGAUAUACUCGGCAGCCUGGCUCCUCUCUCAUCCUCUUCAAAUAAGCCUCAACACCGCCUCGCGGUUGUGCAAGCCAAUGACGAGACUAUUUACUUCAAGCUUGACAUCAGUCAUGCUCUUAUGGAUGGAACGGCCAUGGCCAUCCUUAUUCACGAUCUCGCAUCUGCAUACAUCAACCAGCUGCCUUUGACCCCGGCUACUUCGUAUAGUGAGUACAUUGGCUAUAUCCAAUCGCAGCCAGCAGACGAAGCUCUAGAGUUCUGGGCCACUCACCUGGCCGGUGUUCAGCCCUCUCACUUCCCUGCCUUGACGUCGGACUCUAGCAAAGAGCAACGUGAGUUGCAACACAUCGAUGUCCCAGUGCCCGAGAUCGCCAAGGUUAGAACUUUCUGCCAGCAACACGAUGUAACAUUGGCGAACAUUGUGCGCUUGGCGUGGGCUGUCGUUCUCUCUGCCUACACUGGCGAGGAAAACAUCUGUUUCGGAUACUUGACAGCUGGUCGAGAAGUGCCUGUUCCCGGCGUUGAAAGCGCUGUUGGUCCCUUUAUCAACAUGCUGGUGUGUGCCAUGGACAUGAGCCAGAUGGGCCAGAAGACGGUCGUUGAGGAACUGAAGGCCCUGCAUGAGGAGUAUCUGCAAAACCUUCCGUAUCAGCAUGUCGGUCUGGCGGAGAUUCAGCAUCGCCUGGGACUCUCUGGACAGACACUAUUCAACACCGUUGUCAGCUUCCAGCGCAGGGAUGUCGAUAACUUCCAGCUCGGGGACCUGAAGAUUGAUUAUAUUCAGGGAGAAGACCCCACCGAGUACGAUAUCACACUCAAUGUCACCGACACUGAUAGAGGCUUCACCGUGCAACUUGGCUACUUGACUUCCCGCCUGUCUUCUGAACAGGCCUUGAACGUCUCUGAGGCUCUCUCAGCCGCGCUCUCUUCGAUUGUGUCUGCACCACGAUCCCCUGUGACAUCGGUCGACCUAUUCAGUUCACGCCACCGUGAACAAGUCUUGCAGUGGAACAAAACUAUCCCUGCAACCAUCGACGAAUGUCUACAUUCUCUAUUCGAACGCAGCGCUAAAGCAUCCCCCGACGCUUUGGCGAUUGCCUCGUGGGACGAGGACCUGAGUUAUGCUCAGCUAGACAAGAAAACCACCCAACUCGCCCGGGUUCUCGUGAGUAUGAGACUGGGACCAGACGAUCUUGUGCCCAUCUGCUUUGACAAGUCUUCUUGGGCCAUUGUGGCUAUGCUUGGUAUUCUCAAGGCUGGCGCAGGCUUUGUACCUCUCGACCCAGCACACCCGCCGGAGCGACUGGCGUCUAUCAUAGCUCAAACCUCAUCGUCCUUGGCUCUGGUGUCUUUGAGCACUUCAAAGCGGGUAGUUGAUCUAGUUCCCAACAUCCUGGUCAUCUCUUCAGGGUCCAACAUGUGGCUUGACAGCGAUGAUAGUUUGACUCUACCUGCAGCUCCUACGACACGCAACAUUGCAUACACGCUGUUCACCUCCGGCAGCACAGGAACUCCCAAGGGUGUUGUUGUGGAGCAUUCCGCCGUCAGCACCAGUAUUAUCCACCAUGGUAAAGAGAUCGGUUGCAGUCCGGCCACGCGCAUGUUCCAAUUUGCGGCGUAUACCUUCGAUGCCUGCAUCCUGGAGAUCUUCACCACUUUGGCCUACGGUGGUUGCAUCUGCGUGCCAUCUGAAGCCGAUCGGAUGAGCGAUAUCGCUGGCUCCAUCCGUCGCCUGCAGGCCAAUACUACCUUCCUCACUCCCUCAGUGGUGCGGAUUCUUCGACCGGACCAGGUCCCUACCCUGAGUACUAUCAUACUCGGAGGAGAGGCCUUGGACCGAGACAAUAUCCAAACAUGGGCAGCAGGUUCCGACAUGCGCCUGAUGAAUGGCUAUGGCCCUACCGAGACCUGCGUUUUCUGCGUCAUGCACACCUUCACAAGCAAGACGGAGCGCCAUGAUAUACUGGGCCGCGCAGUUAGUUCCCUUUCAUGGAUUGUUCGCCCUGGCGAUCACAAUCACCUUGCUCCCAUCGGGUCAGUCGGCGAGCUCCUGGUGCAGGGUGGCACACUAGCACGUGGCUAUCUUCAUGAUGACGAUAAAACAGCGAAAUCCUUCAUCGUCAACCCAGAUUUCGCCACGUCCGGCCCCGAUACCGGUGCUCAGCGGUUCUACAAGACGGGAGAUCUCGUCCGGUACAAUGCCGAUGGAACCAUCACCUACCUAGGCCGCAAAGACACACAGAUCAAGCUUCGAGGACAGCGUAUUGAAUUGGCUGAGAUCGAGCAUCAGAUACAGCGGCAACUCCCACCAAAUGUGCAGAUCGCAGUCGAGGUUGUACUGCCUCAUGGUGAGAAGGAACAAGCACUGCUGGCAGCAUUUAUAUGCCAACCCUCAUCCCAGCCAGACUUCCUACAGGAGAUGACACCAGAAGCUCGCGCCCAAUUGGGCCAGCUGAAGCAAUCACUUUUCACUGUUUUGCCUCCAUAUAUGCAGCCGUCGCUCUUCCUGCCCACCAACUGGAUGCCAACCACCUCCGCCAAAAAGCUGGACAGACACUUCCUCCGCAGUCAUUGUGCCUCUCUGACGGACGUCCAGCUCAAAGUGUACUCUCUUCAAGGGGAGGAGAGCCGGCGAGCGCCAAACACCGUGCUGGAAAAGAAAGUCCAGGAGCUCUGGCAUCGCGUCCUCAAGGUCCCCAUGCAGCAGAUCUACGCCGAAGACAGCUUCUUCCAGGUAGGGGGCGACUCCAUUGCUGCCAUGAAGAUGGCUGCUACCUCGGACGAUAUCAGUAUUACUGUUGCCGAUAUCUUCCGUCACCCAGUGUUGGCCGAUCUCGCUGCUGCUCUGGCCGCCAAAAAUCAACCGGAGAAGACAAAUGGAAUACCUGUGGAACCAUUCGAGCUCCUGUCCGACUAUUCCGUUUUGAAGGGCAUCAGCACCGAGUAUGGAAUUCCUCCGGAGUGUAUCCAGGAUGCCUAUCCAUCCACUUCCCUGCAGGAGGGUAUGAUGGCUUUGGCAAUACUCAAUCCGGGUGCCUAUGUCCUACGAAAGGUACUUAAGCUCACUUCAAGCAUUGAUAUCGCACGAUUCCAAUCUGCUUGGGAGACGGUCAGCCAAAAGACUCCCAUCUUACGCACAAGACUCGUCCCUACUACCGAUGGGAGCUUGCUGCAGCUUGUGGUCAACGAACACAUUGAAUGGAGAUCGGCGCAAUCUCUUCAAGAUUAUCUCGAGCUCGACGCCCGUGAAAGCAUUCGCUAUGGUGCGCCACUUGUUCGAUAUGCCAUCACUGCCGACGGCCACUUUGUUUGGACCGCCCAUCAUUCGGUCUAUGAUGGAUGGUCUUUGCCCAUGAUCCUAGAGCAAGUCCGAUGUGCCUAUGAGAAUGGUGACUGCUCUGAUACCCCCAGAUUCAACACGUUCAUCAAGCAUCUCGUCGACAUCGAUCCCCAAUCCACUCGUAACUUCUGGCAGAAACAGCUCGAGGGCCAGCGUCCGUCUUCCUUCCCUGAACUCCCUUCCCCGUCCUACCGUCCGUCUGUCCGUGGUUCAACGGCCCAUAAAAUGUCCUUUUCCCAUUCCCCCAAUUCCCCUAUACUCAAAACCACAGUGCUUAGAGCUGCCUGGGCCUUCGUUCUCUCUUUCUACACCGAUUCGCCAGACGUGGUCUUUGGCAUGACUCUUUCCGGUCGCAAUGGCUCUGUUUCUGGAAUCGACAAGAUGAUCGCGCCUGUUAUCACAACCGUACCUGUUCGGGUCGCCUUUCCCCCCGCCAUAACCGUGGAAGGAUUCCUGCAACAGGUCCAGCAACAGGCCACUGAUAUGAUUCCUCAUGAGCAUUUUGGCCUGCAGAACAUCGCUAAUCUGAGUUCCGAAUGUGCUCGCGCCAUUGAGUUUCAGAAUCUCUUUGUCAUUCAGCCCGCGUCAGAACUAACCACUACAACUGCUUUCCUGGGUUGUGAGGAGGUUGAUCUCCCUCUGCAAGAUUUUGACAGUUAUCCUCUGGUGGUGGAGUGCUACCUUGCCGAUGGUGAUAUCCAUAUUGAAACUCGUCACGACGAAGCUAUUCUCUCUGCUUGGCAGGUUCAGAAUAUGCUUUACCACUUUGAAUCUCUGGUCAACCAGCUUACCGCCGUCGAGAAUGCCGGCCGGCCAAUUGAACAGAUAGAAAUGUUUGGUGAAAAGGAUCUACAGCAGAUUCUCGAGUGGAACCAAGUGUAUCCUGAGGUGGUUGAAUCCACCGUUCCCCAGGUCUUCGCGCAGCAGGUUGCUGAGCGACCAAGUGCUCUUGCUGUCGAUGCCUGGGAUGGACAGCUCACUUACGCCGACCUGGACUACUUUUCCAGCAUCCUGGCUCGGCACCUUCACCACCUCGGAGUUGGACCGGAAGUUCUCGUCCCUAUGUGCUUCGAUAAGUCUCGCUGGGCGGUGGUGGCCCAAAUGUCGGUCAUCAAGGCUGGGGGAGCUUGUGUCAAUCUUGAUCCAAAGCAUCCCCAGGCCAGACUGGAAACAAUCGUCAGAGAUGCCGGUGCCCCAAUCCUCCUGUGCGCACCCAGCCAUUCUGGUAUCCUAGGCUCUGCACUGUCAGUCCAUGAAGUAACCGUCACGGAAGAAUUCAUUCGAUCGUUGGCAUCUUCCAAUGACAUGAUGGCCAGCAAUCUCCCCGACUUGAGCCCUCGAAACGCAGCCUAUGUCCUCUUUACCUCCGGCAGUACUGGCAAACCCAAGGGUAUUGUCAUCGAGCAUGGAUCUCUCUGCUCCAGCUCCAAGGCUCACGGCAGCCGCUGGGGCAUUGGGCCCAACACUCGCCUCCUUCAAUUUGCUGCCUACACGUUCGACGUCAGCUGCGCCGAUAUCUUCACCACGCUUCAACGGGGAGGAUGCAUUUGCGUGCCUUCAGAGCACGACCGUCUGAACGCUCUACCGGAGUCCAUCAACCACUUCCGAUGCAAUUGGGCGUUCUUGACGCCAACAGUGGCCAGUCUGUUGCCCGCUGACAAUAUCCCAUCUCUCAAGACACUGGUCCUAGGUGGUGAAGCAUCAUCCUGGGACACCAUCGCCAAAUGGCACAGCGUCUUGGAUCUCAUUGUCUGCUACGGUCCCGCUGAAUGUUCCGUCUAUUGUUCUGGAGCUCCUCCAGCCACUGCGACAAGCGAUCCAGCCAACCUCGGCGCAUCCAUCGGAGCCCUGUAUUGGAUUGCAGACCCCCAAGACCCCAAUCGCCUGACUCCGGUUGGCUGCGUCGGUGAACUGCUCCUCGAGGGACCAACUGUGGCCAGGGAAUAUCUUCAUGACCCAGCGAAGACAGCGAGCGCAUUUGUCAGAGAUCCAACCUGGGCACCUUCACGGACACACAACCGACCUCGCAUGUUCUACCGCACUGGCGAUCUGGUCCGCUACAAUGAGGACGGCACCAUCCGGUUCGCGGGCCGCAAGGAUACACAGGUCAAGGUCCGCGGUCAACGUGUGGAACUGGGUGAGAUUGAGCAUGCCAUUCGACUGGCAAUGCCCUCUUUGGCCCAUGCAACCGUCGAUGCAGUCAAAGACCCGAGCUCCGCACGACAGACGGUGGUGGCAUUCCUUCACUUCAGCAACCGCAGCGGCAGUGCUGAAUUGAUGGAGAUGACAGCAGAGCUGCGUGAGAAUCUCAUCCAAAUGCAGCAAACACUCAGCCAGUCUCUUCCCUCCUACAUGAUUCCGUCCAUGUUCCUUCCCCUGGCCCGCGUGCCCUUAACCAUGAACGGCAAGGCUGAUCGUCGCCAGCUGCGGGAUCUUGCCCUAUCUCUCUCACAGGACGAUGUCCUGGCCUUCUCACUUGCAGAUGGUGUCAAACAAGAGCCGACCACCGAGACAGAAUUCCAGUUGCGUGAACUGUGGGUCAAAUUGCUGAAUGUCGAGGUUGAAUCAAUCGGUGCUGGUGAUCAUUUCUUCCGCUCUGGAGGUGAUUCAAUCAUUGCGAUGAAGUUAACCAGUCUGGCUCGUGCCCGAGGAUGGCCCUUGUCCGUCCAGGAGGUCUUCCAGUUCCCAAUCCUCUCCGACAUGGCUGCUCAUAUCGACAAUGAACCCCGCGCGGUGGAUGCAUCUUCGCACGUUGCCUAUCAGCCGUUCUCCUUGAUUCAAACCUCUGGUUCUGAACUUGUCGACCAGGUCGCCACCGAUGUCAAGACAGCCUCUACCAACAUCGCAGAUAUUCUUCCGGCUACCGAUUUCCAGUCCUCCGCCAUUGCUCACUCAAUGAUGAAGACUCGUGGCUUGCUUAAUUAUCUCUUCCUUGAUGGCCAGGGCUCACUCCCUUGGACCGUAGGAUAUGUUCAGAGUGUUUGGAGCCGAUUCCUUUCGUCACAUCAGAUCCUGCGAACGGUGUUCACUGCCCGUGGUGAUCGCUUCUAUCAAGUGGUUCUGAAACAAAUUUCUCAGGAGGUUGAAUGGUACGAAACGGAUCGUGAUAUUGACUCUUUCUGUGCCGAAUUGUGUCGCGACGAUGUCCAGUCUGAUCUGCAACUCGGCGACUCACUUACAAAGCUGAUCAUCGUGGGAAGUCAAACGCAUCACCGGGUCAUUCUUCGUCUUUCUCAUGCGCAAUAUGACGGUGUUUGCCUCCCACAGAUCUGGCAGACCUUGCAAGAUGUCUUCUUAGGCAAGACACCUUCACCCGAAGCUCCGUUUGCCCAAUAUGUGGCAGCAGUCAAUUCCCACAAUGGUGCUGGAACUAUGGCCUACUGGCGCACUCUUCUACAAGACUCUCAGAUGACCAAUGUGGUGAACCACGCAAAGCCUUCAUAUCGCAAUGUCUACGAUCUUCAUCUCACCAGAACCAUCCCUGUUCCCGUCAACAGCCGACCCUCUUCUGGCAUUACCUUUGCAACUAUUCUUAAGGCAUCCUGGGCGACCGUCCUUGCAGCCCUUUCCGACACCACCGACGUUGUCUUCGGCCACGUCACUUCCGGUCGAAACAUUCCAGGAACGGAUAUGGAACGUAUCAUCGGCGCUUGUCUUAACAUCAUCCCUGUGCGAGCGUCCGUCAACAGCUCGACCAGCGCGACUGACCUCCUUCAGAGCUUGCAGUCUCAGCAUAUUGCUAGCAUGGCCCACGAAUCUAUUGGCAUGCGCCAAGUCGUGCGGGAAUGUAGCUCCUGGGCGCCGUUCACCCGCUUCAGCAGCAUCGUGCAGCAUCAGAACAUCGAGCAGAUUGCUGCCGUAACGCUCGCUGAUCGGGAAUACACCAUUGGGGAUUUCUGUCCAGCGGCCGAUGAAGCCGAUGUGGCCAUCAAGACUACUCCGUUGGAUGGUAAUCAGAUGGAAGUCCUAUUCAUUACGUCUUCGCAGUCAGUGGGUGAAUCGGUUGCGUCGACGUUGCUGGACCUCUUGUGUCAAACUAUCCAGAGAUUCUGCCAGCCUGAUUCUGCACAGUUACAGAGUGCACCUGCUCAGUGGCUGAGCGGCAAAUCUAUGCUUCCACUAGCAUACCCUUCCCCCAUCCCCACUCUUACUGCCAAUGGCACUGUGAACGGAGCCCCGUCCAGUUCCCCCAAUGGGGUCGUGUCUCUGAUCUAUGACAGCUGGAGGCUUGUACUUGGGGCUCCGGAUCUAUCCCUGGAUCUUGACUCGGAUUUCUUCCUUGUUGGUGGCGAUCUGGUUUCCGUUGCUCUAUUAGCCGCCACGCUGCGGCAGCAUGGAUUCAAUAUCGCUGUGGAGGACCUGAUAGAUCGGUCAGUCCUCCAGGGAAUGGCCGAGACUCUGCUUCGUUCGAAGGCGUGA
Molecule: messenger RNA, 18600 nt
Organism: Aspergillus clavatus NRRL 1
Lineage: Eukaryota; Fungi; Ascomycota; Eurotiomycetes; Eurotiales; Aspergillaceae
Product: putative nonribosomal peptide synthase
Exons: 4
Coding region: 1-18600 (6199 amino acids)
Biological process (GO): amino acid activation for nonribosomal peptide biosynthetic process; secondary metabolite biosynthetic process
Cellular component (GO): cytoplasm
Molecular function (GO): catalytic activity; phosphopantetheine binding
Source: RefSeq, a predicted model, not a curated record